Molecule: messenger RNA, 699 nt
Organism: Brassica rapa (field mustard)
Lineage: Eukaryota; Viridiplantae; Streptophyta; Magnoliopsida; Brassicales; Brassicaceae
Product: polyadenylate-binding protein RBP47C-like
Cellular component (GO): cytosol
Molecular function (GO): mRNA binding
Source: RefSeq, a predicted model, not a curated record
AUGAGUAAACACGUUUUGAUUCAGAUGGUUUCGAUCAAGGUUAUUCGCAAUAAGCAUACUGGUUUAUCUGAAGGCUAUGGCUUUGUGGAGUUUCUUUCGCACGAUAUGGCUGAUAAAGUUUUGAAGAAGUUUAAUGGAACAUAUAUGCCGAAUACAGAUAUGCCUUUCCGUUUAAAUUGGGCCACCGGCGAGGAGAAUGAUCACGAGCUCUCUAUUUUUGUGGGGGGUUUGGCGCCAGAUGUCUCUGAUUCUCUAUUGUACAACACCUUCUCAGAGAUCUAUCCUUCGGUUAAAGCUGCAACAGUUGUCAUAGAUGCAUAUACUGGUAUAUCAAAGGGUUUCGGUUUUGUGAGGUUUGGAGAUGUAAACGAGAGGAUCAAAGCAAUGACGGAAAUGCAUGGCGUAAAAUGUUCUAAUAGAGCUAUGCUAAUUGGUCCUGCAACACCUAGGGAGACAAGAAGUUUUCGACAACAAGGAAUGUACAUGAAAAAUGAUGCAAUAAGUUAUCCUGCUAGGGAUGCAACACCUAAAUAUAACUAUGGAAACCAAUGGUUUGGGGCAUACUUUGGAGGACAGCAUUACAAUGGGUAUGGAUACAUGGUACCACAACCUCAUGACCCGAGAGUGUAUGCAGUUGCACCUUAUGGAGGGUAUCCAGUGUAUAGUGAUCCCCAGCAACAAGUUAGCCGAGGAAAUUGA